AGAUAGUUUGUCAAUAACCUCAAUAUGACACGAAUGCUUAUCGUUUCUAAGUUGCCUGCAAGAAACGGCUUUGACAUUGUUUUAGAUCACGUGUCUGUCUAGUGUAAGAAUCCUCCACGAUUUCAUCAGCACUGGUUGAAACAUAUACCCCAUCAAUAGAAACGUCAACAUAUAUUCUCGCUGCCAUUGUCAACAAAAAAGUUUUGUUUUGUCCUUUUGUCUCACUUGAGAGUUAGAAACGACGACCUUCUGUGUCCGUGUUGCUGUGAAUCUUUUACACAAAAGAGCGAUAGUUGUGACAGAGAGGCAAAGUUCUUCACUUCGAAACAUGCCAAUGGCAAUGGCGUUGAUAAUGGAAAAUGAAGACCCAUGCAGUGUAGAUUUAAAGGAGACGCUGGAGCUGCAGCUGUCGGAGGUGGAGAUGCUGCAGAGCAUGUUCCCUAACCAAGGAGAGUUCAAGAUGGAGGACGGACCCGAGUCCCUGGAGGAAAUACAGGCUUUCCUUGACAACAAGAUCAGGGCGGAGUUUCUGGAGAGCCGCAUUGGAUUCAUCGUCAAGAUCACAACAAAUAAGAAAACAGCCGAGCUGGUAUGUCACCUCCCCCACGAUUACCCCAACGCAUCCCCCGAGGUCUUCAUCCGAGCUCACCACCUCAACCGAGAGUCCCACGCACAACUAAACGAGGACCUCAACGAGUUUCUCACAACGCUCGACCGAGGAGAAAUAUGUAUAGGUUCUGUGAUCGAGUGGCUGCAGGAGAACCUCCCUCACUAUGUCCAAACACAAGACACCCAGGUCCAGCAAGAGAAGAAAGCUCCAUCUAAAGUAGACACAGUGUUCACCCGACUCUGGAUCUACAGUCACCAUAUAUUUAGUAAAUUCAAACGUCGAGACAUCCUGGCCUGGGCAGGUGAGCUGAAGGUAUCAGGGUUUUGUAUGCCUGGUAAACCAGGAGUUAUUUGUAUUGAAGGAUAUAGUAGUGAGGUGGACGAGUUUUGGUAUCGACUCAGACGAUUAAAUUGGAAGAAAAUUGCAAUUAAGGAAAAAGAAGUUGAAGAGAUGGGGAAGAAAGAUAUUAAAUAUUUUAGAAAAUUUUCAACUUUUGAAGAGGUUGGGUUUGAUGUUCGGAGUGGAAAAGGGAGAGAAUAUCACAUGGAUUUAGGCAAGUUUUUUGAGUUUCUUGAAGAGCACAAAUGUGGAAAAAUCUUCAGUUUGUAUUUUGGUGUGGAGGGCAAAGCUGGUCCUGCUGAAUAAGCUAUGUCAUCUUUAAUUUCUUUGUCUUUAUUACAUUUGUACGGUGGCCCAUAAGGGACUUUCACUUACUUUUAUCGUAUCCUUUAGCAAAU
Haliotis rufescens (red abalone) is the source of this 1347-nucleotide messenger RNA. RefSeq names its product RWD domain-containing protein 2A-like. The record is from RefSeq and is a predicted model, not a curated record. The transcript is spliced from 3 exons. The coding region runs from base 329 to 1255 and encodes 308 amino acids. Gene Ontology annotation, molecular function: protein binding. NCBI's taxonomy places the organism in Eukaryota, Metazoa, Mollusca, Gastropoda, Lepetellida, Haliotidae.